This is a messenger RNA of Gryllus bimaculatus (two-spotted cricket), 9901 nucleotides long. The record is from the annotation of a GenBank genome assembly. Lineage: Eukaryota; Metazoa; Arthropoda; Insecta; Orthoptera; Gryllidae.
AUGGGACGAAAAUAACCCUCCACCAAAUCGCGUGGCCAUCUUUACCGCAUUUGUUGACAUCGUACAGCUGUACUCCAGAAGUGUGGAAUAAGCAUACCGCAGGUUUUUUUUACAAUUAUGCGUAUUAUAGAGUGCCUUUGUAAAUUAUGAAUGUGUCAGUCGCUCCUCCGGGUUCUCGUGUAUACGUUGAGAUAUCUUCAUUAUCAACCCAAAUUCCGUCUUCAAGCAAUGUUGAAGAUGUUCACAUAUGUGGAUUGUGCAAACGCAGUUUCUCAGAUCUUGAUCUUUUUGUUGAACACAAGAGGGCUGGCUGUUCAACAUCUCCUCAGAAGACAAUAUCUACUUCUGUUGUUCCUCCAUAUAGCCAGACUUCUUUGGGGUAUGUGACAACAAAUGCAUCCAAUUCAAACGAAGAGAGUAAUCCUUCUCUGGGAACUCAGUAUCUGCAAGUAAUUCUUGAUGAAGACCCUUUAAAUUUGCCAGAAAAUCAAUCUCAAAAUCAAGAACUAUCAAGUAAUAUAAGUUGUUCUGAAAAUACUAAUCAGAUUUUGCGAGCACGCCUGUUAGGGGUGUCAGAACAAGAUACAUCUGUAGCAAAUCAUGCAAACUUUCAGAAUUCAGAGGGCUUGCAUUCUUUGGUAUUAGAAAAUCGGCCACAAUCUAAUACAAAGCAGAGAGAAUUUCAGAUUGAUGAAGAAGAUGUUGCUACAUUACUUGCUAAUCAGCUGGCUAGUGAAGAGGUGAAUUCUGUCAAUGAAACAUCCAUAGCUUCCAAAACAGGACUUAAAUAUGCUUCACACGAAGUAGUUCCUAAGUCACAAUGUCAUUUUGAUCUCGAAGCAAUUAACCUUCCUGAUGAUACUAAUGAAAGCGUGGUUGUGAAAGUGAAUAAUGGAAAGAGAUGCCAUACAAAGGACAAAGGUGCCUCAAAAAGCAAUAAAACCAAUUCUGUAGUCUCGGGGAAUUUGAGAUGGACUAAUGGGGAUGGAGAUGGCAAUAAAAAUAAUGCACCUGUAUUAACAAGCUCAUCAGAAAAAGGAACUCUUAACACCACUUCUAAUGUACCCAGAGUUGGUAUUAGCCAGGUUGUACCAUCAGAUAAAAAUAUUGAUAGUUUUACAGGAAAAAGAAAGCAUAAGUGCACCCAAGAAUCAUGUGAUUUUACAACGUGGUACAUGAAAGAUCUUAUUCGACAUGAGCGCAAACAUACUGGGGAGCGACCGUUCCAGUGCUAUUCAUGUCAUCGUAACUUUAGUAGGUUAGACAAACUUCACAUGCAUCAACGCAUUCACACUGGGGUUAAGAGAUAUCGAUGUGAAGUGUGUGAUUAUGCUACUCAUGACAGUGGUAGUUUACGCAAACACAUGCGAAUUCACAAUGAUGAAAGACCUUACAAGUGCCAAAUGUGUUCAUAUCGUUCAAGAGAUUCUUCUCAGCUUACAGUUCAUCUUCGAACUCAUACAGAAUUUCAAGAGCAGUUGGAUGCUGUUUGCAUCCCGCAGCUGUAUUCUAUUAUCUAUCCAAUACAAGAUGUCAAAACAAAUAUUCUUAGGCCUGCUGUAAAGCUAUCUGAACUUUUCAAUCAUGAAGAGAUCUACCCAUAUGUUGACCAAUUGAUGAGUGAUGUUGGAGCCAAUUUACGAGUUCAUGUGCGCCUUACACAUUCAGACACAAAGAGUAUCUCUUGCAAUAAAUGCAUUUAUGUUGCUUCUACAAAGCGAGAAUUCAAGGAACAUGAGAAAUCUCAUGCUGGCCCUCUGAAAACUCACAUGAAAAAGAAACAUCCAGAGACAUUCCGAAAGAAACAUGUAAAAGCUGUGAGUAAAGAGAGCAUAGAAAUGUCUAAAAAUGCAGCUGGUAGUCGGUCUGGAAACACCAGAGGUUCUGGCCAUUUGAAACCAUUUUGCGUGAAGCAACACAAGUGUACAUUGUGCGAUGCUGCUUUUGUGAGAGAAGACUCGUGGAGGAGCCACAUGCGCCAGCACAAAAAUUCCACAGCAAUAAAUUCAUCAGCACCCUCUGCAGUUGUUGCAGUUGUCUCUGCAUCAAACGAAAUUAUUAGUAAUGAAGAACCAAUUAUACCUGACAUCUUAAUGGCAUCGGAUGGGACUGUAGAAGCACAGAGUGAAAAACUUAGUGCCCAGAAAGACAUUCUUACAACAGACUACUUAAUAUUGAGCAGAAAUACUAGUACGUCCAAAGAAACUGAUAAAUCAAUUCCAUCUGAAAACUCCAAUGAUAAUCCUGAUGUAACAGCUGACUCUGGAGUAGAAACAUCUUUCGUGCAGUUUUCUGUUGGAGAUAAGAACGUUAAAGAGAAGGUUCCAGUGAUUCAGCAGUUGACUCAAGGAGAAAUUGUUGAUGGAGAUAAUGUACAGAGUCAACCUAUUCUUCUGUAUGUACAAAAUGCCCCUGUAUUGCAUAGUGGUUUGGACAGCAAUUUGCGCAAUGCUGAUAUUGUAGCUUCCAUAAACCAAUCAGCUCCUAUUCUGGUUACUGGUGGUUACAGUCAAUUUGUUCAGUUAGACCAAGGAGGGUCCCUUGUAGAACAGUUUUCUCCCCUUCAGCAAGGCAUGCAAUACAUAUUAUCAACGCCUUUUGAGAGUGUGGUAGGAAACACUACAUAUCUUCAACCUUUAGAAUCAACUGAUAGUUCAGGAAACUCUGUGUCUGUGGUCUCUUUACAGGUAGAUAAAGGGUCUGUUUUAACUACACAGGAGAGUGGUACUUGAGAAAAUGUUGUGUUUGAAAGAAACUUGUAAAUAAAAUAAGGAUGUAAAUUUCGUCUUUCAGAUGUACUUUUUUGUAUAGAAGCAUUAUAUUGCUUUGGAAGGAAUUAAAACAGUGUUUGUGUAUUACAUAAAAUGUUUACACGAGUUUUAAUGUAAUUUUCAUUUAUCAUGGACGAUUUUCUUAAUUGAUGGAAAUUUAUUAUUUAAAUUCACUAUCUUGAGAGUGAUACAUAAGAGAGAAAAAAAGAAAUGAAUAAUGAAAAUUGUGCAAAAAAACAAAAAUGUAAAAAUGUUGCCAAUAUUUUUUGAAACACCAACAAAUCAAGGCUGGUAGUAACUGAAAUAUUUAUUAUGUUUGAUAGGAGAAACAAAAAGGCUGUUGUUUUGAGGUUGUUGAAAUUAUUUAUUGAAAGUACUGACUUAUGAAUUCCUACUUUUUCUUAAAAUGUCAUAUUUUCAGAGAUUUCCAAACAGUUUUCCUUUGUACUCUGUUGUACUGCAAAUAAUUGCCAGGGUUAUUGUGAGAUGUAGAAAAAAAGAGUAAAAAUUAAAUGAGUAGAGUCAAAUUUUCAGGUGCAUGUAAUGAUUAAAUCUUGUACAUUGAAUCCUUGUAUCUUAAAUCUAAAGGGUAAAGGAAAAAUAUCAAGUUGCUGAAUGUUUCUGCAUAUUGAGGUUCAAAAUACAGGGAAUUAAUAUUUUCAGUGAAGAAAUAACUUAGCAGUACUAACAAAUGUGAAUAUUACAGGAGAAACAAAAAAAAGUACAUCAUUUCAUUGACUGUAAGAUGCCUCAGUGGCAACGCAUAAUAAAUUAAGUAAGAUUUCUAGUUGGGACAGUAUGGUUUCAGUUACAAAGCAUGGGCUAGAAACAUCAUUGGUGGACGGGGGUAGGGAAUCCCCCAUCUCCAGAAUUUUCAAAUACGACCAGUAAUUUUAUUGUACAUUCAUUUUUUUUCUGUUUGUAUUAACAAUAAAUAAUAUUAACUAGACUAAAUCAACCCAACUGUGCUUUGGGUUGGGGCAUAUGAAGAUGCUGACAUUAUGGGAGGAGCUGUAGCUCCCUUCAAAGACUGAAUAGUACUUAAGAAUAGCAUCAAACAAAAGCAAUUGAAUAGUGUAUUCAUCUGCCAUGGAUAUCAAGAUUUUCUGAAACUCUUAGCCUACACAAGUUGCAGCCAGUAACCAUCACAGGACAAUCUUAGGUUCAAUCAGCAUUAUAAAAUUUGUAGUAUGUGAUGUAAGUUAAGAUAAUUCCAUAUUGCUUAUGUCAUAAUAUAUAUAACAUUUUUUUUUGUGAUGAAUAGUUUUAUAAGUUUAUUGUCAAAGUAUAUCAUAGAAUUCAUGAAUAGCUGUGACAUAACUUGAACUUUUUUGAUCUACCAUGUGCACCUCAAUAACUUCAAUUAAUCAAUAAAAAAAUUGUGGCUUAAGCUAAAAUUACCAGAAUGUACUAGCAUUUAAAUCACUUCCUUUGAUGCCCUCCUCCUUUGAAUGUUACUUGCCAGAGAUGCCCAUAUUACUGUGUUCUAUUAAAUUAUGUGCACUUAGGUGGUGUACCGCAUCAGCAAAGUCUCUUUGCAGCGGCACCUUGCUGGUGAGAAUGCUUGCAACAGAAAUUAUGUUGGUAGCACAAGCUGCAGUUUGUAACCAAAGAAAAUGUUAAUUGUUUACUCACCACAAUCAUAUUGGUCGAUGCUGGAGGUGUCCCCUUCUCUUGUUCCCCACUGAUCUGGUUCUUACCUACUUCAACGCAAUUUGUAAUAGAAGGCUCUGACUUUCUUGGUGCACUGCAUUUCUGUACUUUUGUUUUUCUUUUCCAGUUAGUAAUGCAAUAUUGUUUAAAGAGCUAAUUUUUUGUUAAAUUUCAAGGCGUUUAGAAUUGGCUGAAUUGAAGUUUCUCGAACCAUAGCCAGUUAUAUUCUUGAUCCCAAAAAAAGUGAAGAAAUUAGAAACGAAUUAAAAAUUUUAAGUGUGAAUGACAUUAUUAAAGAAUAUAGAGGAAAAUGGAGAAAUCAUAUAUUAAGAAUGCCCGUAGAAAGGAUGGUCAAAGCUGCAUUGAACUACAAGCCAGAAGGGAGAAGAAAUGUGGGGGGACCACUGAGGGGUGAACAGUUUUCAGGAACUAGAACAGACUGAACAAGUAAAAUCCUUGCAGUUGAUGAUGAUUUCAAAAAUCAGAAAAUGCAUUGUUUGAAAAGGAGCUCAGGGUAUCAAUGCAGUCCACAUAAGAAAUAUGGAAAAUCACAAAAAUGUCAAUUUUGAAGUAAUAUUACUUAAUUAUUACAUUUGGGACUCAGAAACCCAAAUUUCACUGUCAUAAUCACUUUUUGCCCUAUACUUGUAGUUACAGAUGGACUUAAUUCGUUUAAUGCUGGUAGGCUUGCACAGGGUAGUGAAAAAAUUUUAAGGUUGUCACAGCUCCUAUUAACAAAUUGUUAUGCGAGGAUGCUUGGAGACAAAUUGCCAAAAAAGUUUUUAAUGGGUAUUUUCCUGUAGAUUGCCAUGAGACAUGAAAGUGGAAGUCAAGGAUACUGCAUUGCCUGUGUUGAUAAACUGCCCUUAACUGUAUUUGAGAUUAGUGUCUGUCUUCCCACAAUAAGGUGACCAGAUAUCUCGUAUUAACCGGGACAGUCCCUUGUUUUUAAGUCUCUGUUCCAGGUUUUUUUUGGAAGGAAAACAGACCGCCAAAAUGUCCCGUUUUUGUGACAAUCACUAAUUAGCAUAAAGUGCCGUUAACAAUUUUAAAUUUCUUAUGUUUUCUGUUGAGUUUGCAUUAGUUUAUAAAAAAGUAAGCAUAAGAGUGUUUCACAGACUUGAAGUCAAGAAGGGAGAGUCAGUGGUUGUGCUAGGAAGAGAAUAUGAGCUAUCGCAUCACUUGAGCUUGUAUAUGCUUUAUCAAUAUUGUUACCGAGAAAUUCAAUAACCUGGAGCUGCUGCUUAUUUGAGUUUCUUUGCAACUUAGUAAGCAAUUUUAAUGGAAGAAAAUAUGUCCUGUUUUUUAGUUAAGGAAAUAUCACAAUGUCCUUUUUUUUGGUUUUUAAGAUCUGGUCACCUUACUCCCCAAUAAGGCUUCUUGUUAAUGGUUGCUGACAAUAAAAAUAUUUUAGCUGUGAAAAUUUUAGAGAAAUAAUGGAAUGAAUGACAUUGUGUAAGUUAUUUUAUUUUGUCUUCCUUUUUUGUCAAAACUGAUAGUUUUAAAAAUUCAUAUGUGAAUAUUGGUUACUGAGCUCAAAGUGAAUGAAAUAGUCUACUAGAAUUAAAGAAUGGAGGUAUUAUUGCCAUUCAGUUAAUCUGAAAAUAUAAGAAAUCAUGGGAAAGUUAAAAAAAUCAACAAAUGCUAUCAAUAAAAUUAGUUGAUGCAUAUCUGAAAAUAUUAUGUAAUUUAAUCUUCAUUCCAUUUUAUAAUCUGAAGUUGAUUGGUGAAAUAUACUCUUACUCAGAGUAUACCAUUGCUUGAUGAUUCAGAAAAUACUUUCAUUGUUCAUCUUUCCCCUUGUACAGUUUUAAACAAACAUAUUAUCAUAACUGUUGUUGUUACUUGCAAAUACUGAUUUUAAUUGGUUGGUUAAUUUUUUUUAAGAAUUAGUUUGCCAUAUAACUCUUCUUUUUUGCAGAAUAUUAUUUCUAUGUAGUUAUUGUUUGUUUAAUAAAAUAGUUUCUUUUAGUUAUUGUUUUAUAAAUUUAUGAAGCAAUGGGCAAUUCUUGGUGUAGUAAUCAGCCACAAGAAGUUCACCUUCUACCUCAAGGUUCAGAGUUCAAAUCCUUGAACCACGCAAUGUGGAAUUUGUGUGUGGUCAAAACAGAUUUGCAGGCAUUUUCGUGGAGUUUGUCCUUGCCUGCGACAUUGUCCUUGCUUGGCACCCCACCAUGGCUCCGUACUUGUGCAUUACUCUGUGCAAUGAUUUGUCACUCUCUCUUUAUUUUUGCAUUUACCUCAUUAUUAAAAAGCAAUAUAUAGUAGCAAAACUUAGUAACUCUCUGCAGGACACCCAUCUGUGGUGAUCACCUCACACAAAUCAUAUUAAAUUCAUGAUACACUUUCCGAGAUUUCUGUUGUCUGCAAGCCAACUUGUGCAAUUUUGUUUCUCUGUUUUAGUAAUGCAACUUUCUUGUUCUCUAAUUUUCUUAUUCUUUUCUCUCAAUUAACUUGAAGAAGCUGGAGUGAUAUCUAAAUUGUAAAUGCAAAACACUUCAUAUUGAUUUCAUUGCUGCAGCAGCAAUAAAUUUUUUUAUUACAACUGUAAUAUAAUGUAGAGAACAUGUUCAUAAGAAUUGUUUUAAGCAAACAUAAAACUAUUUAUAGUGAUAUAUCAGUAAGUUAUAUUUUGAGUGAGUAGUUGGAUUUUAUUAUGGCUUUAAAAGUGUUACUAUGAAUAUUUAGAUAUUUUGUUUUUAUUAUUCUUUUAGAUAAAAGCAUAUUGAGAAAAGAUGUUCAAUAGAACAGAUCUUUUUGGUGGAGGUUAUACCCUGAGAUCCUUCUCAAAUGUACGUUUGGGGCAUAGAAAGAAAUUAUAAGAAGAUAAAAUUAUUUCAUAUGUACUCUAAAUGUAAUAACAGAAGGGUUUCUCAGCAUACUCAAUAGUUCACUAGUCUUCCUUAUAUACUUCAGACUUAAGGCUUAUUGAAUAUUCCAAGGCUGAUUAAUGUCUUCCUUUAGACCUAUAUUUUUACUUAAUACCCAUCUUAUGAUUUUUAACAUAGAAUUAGCAUUGAAGCAUUCUCAGAGCAUGUGUCGUAGAUCCAAAGCAAAGAACAACACUAUUAUUUGGCAAUUUACAAACUAAUUAAAUAAUCAUUCAAAAUGUCUUAGAACCAUAUCAGCACUUUAUUUAUUAAUCAAGAACAAUUUCAAUAAUUAAAACAAUUUAAUUCCCUCUGAAUAAAAAACCUUUUGUAAUUUUAAUAUAUUAUUCUGAAGACCAAUCAAAGUUGAUCACAGCGAAGCUAUAUUUGAAUGUUUUUCUGAAUUUCAUGAGGGCUCUUAAUAUGCUGACUAGGUCUAUUCCUAGGAAGUCUCUGUUACGGUUAAAAUCCGUUUGGGCUCUUUAAAAGCCUGAGAUGGCUGCUUUUAGAACUUAAGUUAGGUAUGUGGCCAUUUAAUAAACUAUUACUUUUGAUUCACGUAUCCUAAUAUACAUCUAAUUAAAUUAAUUUUAGAUUUUUAAUCUAAUUAUUAGAGCCCCUGUGAGAGAUCAUUUUCACAAUUUUGAUUUACUUUGAUAUUUUAAGAGGCCAUUGUAGUAUACAUAGUAUAAUUUUGCCAAAAUACUACGUCCAGAAUUAAAUGUAUGUUUCUGAUGGAUGAAUAUUAUGUAAAGGUAUUGUUAAUAUAUUUAAAAAGGGAAAUUUCUGUACCAUGUUGAUUUCUAUUACAAAUAUAGAUGAAUUAAAAGUACUUUGUUUCUGCUAAAAGAGGGGUGAAAUUCAAAAUAAAGCAAGUGUUUGUUUUGCAAACUGAUUCAAAUGUAAUUGCUGCAUGAUGCAAUUUACUUCAGUUCUUAAAUUUUUUUAAUAUCUUAAGCCUCUAAAAAUUUGUCUACAUAUGCUAACAGCUGUAAUAUAUUUUCCUCUUGAAUUCAGUUGAAUAAAAUCAACAUUUACAAAUUUUACAAAUUUUUCUGCAUGAUUUGAUGUAUCAAAAGUUCAUGAUUCUCUCAAGUAUUAAUCUGUAAUCAGUUAUUUGCUUGCUAGUUGCCUCCCAAGUCUCAAGAAACUAUUGAUUGCUACAAUUUUAAUUCAGCUGUGGUACUGAUUUUUUUUCUGAAGGUACUUAAUGAACUGAAAGGGUGAUAAUUUUCAGAAAUUAAUGAAAAAUAUUGACUCCCGUGUAUCCAUUACCACUGUACAAGCAAAAGCAAAAAAGAUUAAAUGAAAGUAUUAUUAAUUUAUGGAACAAAAAUAAAAAUAUUCAUAAGGGAAAAAGUUUAGUCCAUUUGGAGUUGAGAAAGAUAAUUUUCUUCUGUGAAUAAAAUUUAUCUGUAAUUUUUGUUAUUUAAGGUCGCAUCAACUACUAGGUCAUUAGCGACCACUACUGCCUUAGCAAUCUCGGCCAUCCAGACCGGCUGAAAUAAAGUUUUGUUAUGUAAAUGAAAGUGAGAAUUUAUUAAAAAGCAUCAUUGUAUUACAUGAAUGCUUCAAAAUAGCAUAUUUCAUUGUUCUAAUGAGAUUGUUGUUGUCAAGGAGAUGUAAAGAAAUUGACUAUGUUUUUACAUGCAAAUUGUGUUAUCAGAAAAAUAAAAUUUUAAUUGCGAAAUUGAAGGCUUGAAAUAAAAAAGGAUGUAAGUGCCAUUUUCAUACUUUUGAGAAAAAUGAGUUCGUUAAACCUAUCGGCACAUACAACUCCUGCCAUUAAUCAUCACCCUAUAACACUAUCAAGAAAUAUAUCUGGACUUUUGUUCUGUUGGUUUGGCUUCAUGCUGGGAAAGGUGACAAAAUAAUAUUGAUAAUAACCCAUGGAUUAUUAGAUCAUUUGUCUGAAAUGGAAAAAACAGCAUAUUUUUCUGUGAAUAGAACUCAUUAUUGUAAUGAGAUUAUUGUCAAGGAUUCAUAAACAAAUUGUUGCAUGUAUCAAAAAUGUAAUGGAAUUUGUUCAAUAAUAAAUGUUUCAUUUUACUAGAAAAAGUUAAUGUUGUCAAGACAAUAAAUGUCUUUUUCGUGUAGUGGUGGGGGAUAAAUAUUUUUUAUGAUUUUUUAACUUUUUGAUUUGCAAUUGACUUGGAAUACAUCCCAAAGUAAUGCAAGUAUGUUUCCUCUACAAACAUCAUAUUGUCAAAAACUUGAAAUAUUGCAGUAUGUUGACAUGUCUGGUGAGGGCAAGUAUUCUUUAUUUUUCUUAAUAGUGGUGUAAUGUAACUUACUGAAGCAUUUUUUGUUGUCCUUGUAUUUAAGUAAGUUUGUGACAUUCCCAGUAAAUGUGGUUUUGGGUACUCAUGUGCUUUGAGGGCGAAUAUUUUGUGCCCAACAGUAAUGGAGAUGGUGUUUGCAGUGUUUGUGUGACAUUAUUGAGAUUUUAUUGAAUGCAUUUAGCGUAAUGUGAGCCAUUGAAAGUGAUAAUUAGUUUUGUGUUUUUGUAUGGUCUAUUUAUGUACUUUAAUCUUUGUAUGAAGCUUUAAUUACAAAUUGUAAAUAUUACUUGAAUGUUUUUGAAAUAAAUUAUAUUUUUAUAUUUCA